Plasmodium adleri (nom. inval.) is the source of this 396-nucleotide messenger RNA. Its product is annotated as 60S ribosomal protein L32. The transcript has 2 exons. Gene Ontology annotation, molecular function: structural constituent of ribosome. NCBI's taxonomy places the organism in Eukaryota, Apicomplexa, Aconoidasida, Haemosporida, Plasmodiidae. The coding region runs from base 1 to 396 and encodes 131 amino acids. Gene Ontology annotation, biological process: translation. Gene Ontology annotation, cellular component: ribosome; cytosolic large ribosomal subunit. The record is from RefSeq and is a predicted model, not a curated record.
AUGGCAGUAAAAAAAGUUGGAAAAAUUGUAAAAAAGAGGACCAAGAAAUUUACUCGAUUUCAGUCAAAUAGAUUUAUGCGUGUUAAGCCUGCAUGGAGAAAACCAAGAGGUAUUGAUUGCCGUGUGAGAAGAAGAUACAAAGGUACCAAUUUGAUGCCAAGUAUUGGAUAUGGUAGUAAUAAGAAAACCAAAUUCUUAUUACCAAAUAAUAAAUACAAAUAUGUUGUUAAAAAUGUAAAAGAAAUGGAACCAUUAAUUAUGAACCAUACAAAAUACUGUGUACAAAUUGCUCAUAACGUAUCAAGCAAAAAAAGAAAACAAAUUAUUGAGAGAGCUAAACAAAUGAAUGUUUCUGUUAUAAAUGCUAAAGCUAGAUUACAAAAAACAGAAGAAUAA